Molecule: messenger RNA, 3108 nt
Organism: Patiria miniata (bat star)
Lineage: Eukaryota; Metazoa; Echinodermata; Asteroidea; Valvatida; Asterinidae
Gene: amd1
Product: S-adenosylmethionine decarboxylase proenzyme-like
Exons: 12
Coding region: 182-1213 (343 amino acids)
Biological process (GO): spermidine biosynthetic process; spermine biosynthetic process
Cellular component (GO): cytosol
Molecular function (GO): adenosylmethionine decarboxylase activity
Source: RefSeq, a predicted model, not a curated record
ACCAACGGAAAAUUUCCAUGCGCAAUUUUUUUUACACGUCGUUCGACGACGGCAUAGGAAUCGUUGGCUUUCGAAAGUUUCGCCACAUUUGCUGUCAAUUUUCGUUUAAUUUGAAGGAAGCUACUUUCAUCACGGCGUUGACCGGCUUACCAGUCGCGAGAAUCCCCCCUACUAUGCGAAGAUGGAGCUUCCUGGGGUGGUCACCGAGGGGAGCCAGCUGACACACUACGAGGGCACCGAGAAACUCCUGGAAAUUUGGUUUGAGCCCCUCCGCCACCGCAAUGGUGACAUACACGGCCAAGGCACCCCCGACCUGAAGGUCAUUCCCAGAGAACGCUUAGUUGAGCUUAUGAAGUUAGUUCAUUGUGAAAUUGUCAGUGAGAAGUGCAGAGACGAGCACCAUGCUUACGUGUUAAGCGAGAGCAGCAUGUUCCUGUCCAAGGAGCGGUUUAUCCUGAAGACGUGCGGCACCACCACCUUGCUCAGUGCCAUCGAACCCAUCUUGAAGCUGGCCAAAGAUUUCUGCGGCUUCACUUUCAAGACCGUCUUCUAUUCCCGAAAGAAUUUCUUUCGUCCCGAGCUGCAGGAAGUCCCCCACCGCAACUUUGAAGACGAAGUCCACUACCUGGACACCCUCUUUGAUUGCGGAGCUGCAUACAUGCUGGGUAGAAUCAAUGGAGAUUGUUGGCAUCUAUACACCCUAGACAUCUGCAACGGUCAGAAUCAACCUGAUCAAACACUGGAGAUCCUGAUGACCCAGCUUGACCCCAGCAUCAUGAAGCACUUUAAGGACACGACGGGACGCAAGGCCGCAGACGUCACCAAGGCCUCCGGAAUAGCAGACCUCUUGCCCGACUGUCAGAUUGACGACUUUCUGUUUGAACCCUGCGGCUAUUCCAUGAAUGGACUGCUGCCCAAGGACGGCUAUAUGACGAUCCACGUCACUCCAGAGGAGGAGUAUUCCUACGUCAGCUUCGAGACCAACAUCGAGCUGGAGGACUACGGUGAUUUGGUGAACAAGGUCCUAACGACGUUCAAUCCAGGAAAGUGCGUCAUGACGCUGUUUGCAAGCAAGACGGCAAAAUGUGGCACCAGCAUGAAAGCCCUCAGCGAGACGUUUCUGGACAAGUACCGCCGCCACGAUCGCCAGUUCUCACAGUUCCAGACCUACGACCUCACCUUCGCGACCUACAUCCGCGAUAAAAAGGUCUAAACAGACAAUGGUGUCUCUGCCCUGGCAAAAGUGCAGAAUUCUAUGGGGACGUAGGAAGAAAGUCUUGGUGUAGAGUAAGAAUUUAAACAACGGACAAUAAGCAAAAAGAAUAUGAAUAUGAAAUAACUUUGUUGAUGUGUAGUAAAGAUAAGAUAAUUACACAGUGAACAUAAAAAUUUUAAAGUACUAUUUUGCCUUUUUUUUCUUUGAUCUUUUUACGCAAAUGGUAGAAGGAAAACUUACUUUCUACAACUUCUGUAUAUAAGCUGAAAAAAUUAUGGUGUCAGUAUUUUAGUAAAAGUUUAGCAAUUUCAAAACCAUCCUGCUUUUAAAAAGCCCUUCAAUUCAUUAAAAAUCUAAUUUUAAAAAGGAAUUUUCUGUUGGGCAUGGUUUGCAAGAUUUCAAGAUCACGGAUUAUUGUUUAACUAACAUGGUUGUCUUUAAAGAAAGUUGAACUAAAAAAAAUCUUAUUUGGUGUCUUUAAAAAUUUAAACCAAAGCAACGUUUUUAAAGAGUCAGUGCAAUUUUCAGCGCCCAAGCAUUUUUUGUUAUAUUUUCAUCUCCAAUUCAAAUUGGUUGGCAUUUUGCAGAAAUCUCAUCUAAUAAGGGCCGCCUUCACUUUUUAUCUCCCUUGCUUUUAGGCCAAGAAAGGGGGAUCUUGCGACAGUGUAUUUCUUCUGUUUGUCCAUUUGUUCCAGGUUAGGUUAACUGUUUAGUGCUGUUAUAUGAAAAGUCAGACUUCAGUCUCAACCAAACUUGGUGACAAUAAUCUUUGGGUAGGGGACUUGAGAUGACUUGAGACUUUUGAGGUCAAAGGUCAUCUAGGGGUCAUAUGAGGUCAUUGUUGUUUUGGUUAGGUAAACUCAAAACUUCUGUCAUAUGAAGUCAGACUUCACUCUCAACCAAACUUGGUGACAAUAAUCUUUGGGUAGGGGACUUAAGAUGACUUGAGACUUUGGAGGUCAAAGGUCAUUUAGGGGUCAUGCGAGGUCAUUGUCAAUUUUGGUUUAUUAGGUAAACUCUAAACUUCUGUCAUAUGAAGUCGGACUUUACUCUCAACCAAACUUGGCGACAAUAAUCUUUGGGUAGGGGACUUAAAGAUGACUUGAGACUUUUGAGGUCAAAGGUCAUCUAGGGGUCAUGCAAGGUCAUUGUCGAUUUUGGUUUAUUAGGUAAACUCAAAACUUCUGUCAUAUGAAGUCAGACUUUACUCUCAACCAAACUUGGCGACAAUAAUCUUUGGGAAGGGGGACUUAAGAUGACUUGAGAAAUUUGAGGUCAAAGGUCAUAUAGAGGUCAAAUGAGGUCAUUGUUGAUUUUGGUAAGGUACACUGAAUAGUGUGCUAACUAACUGACUGUAUAUAUGCUGCCAGCAUGCCGGGGGAUCGCGCGUUUAACUUGCAGUAUUUUUUUUUUAUAUUGGAAAGGAAUUCCCUGUGUAUGUAUUUUCAUUCACAAAUUUUUUGGCAGUAAUCGUUUCAUUUUACAAUUUUCGCUGAAUGUAAAUCUCAUUCUCGUUACCCCUUGCAAAUUUGCAGAUUGUGGAAAAUUUCAGCUUUCAGUAUGUUUAUUGUUAGUAUUUAAAACUGCCAUAUUUAAAAAAACCCAGCAUUUUCUCAUUAACAUUUAUGUGUAAUGUCAUUGCACAAGUCCAUUUGGGGUUUUUUUUUUGCUUUGAAAGUAUCAAGAAAUUGCAUGCAGAAAAUUCUGCAUGUCGAAUUCAAGGUGUAUUUUUGUGAGUCUUGUAAACGAUAUUUGUGUUACUCAACAAUUAAACAUUAAGUGACAUGAAGCAGUCGGAACUGGGUUGCUUCAGAAAGUUUGAAACCUUAACGUUUGUCACUUUGCUGUUUUUGCGGCACAGAAUAAACACAAAAAAUCAAAUCUGUACAGAA